This is a messenger RNA of Peromyscus eremicus (cactus mouse), 1436 nucleotides long. It is a transcript of the gene Rnf125, whose product is annotated as ring finger protein 125. Lineage: Eukaryota; Metazoa; Chordata; Mammalia; Rodentia; Cricetidae. Gene Ontology annotation, molecular function: ubiquitin protein ligase activity. The coding region runs from base 59 to 757 and encodes 232 amino acids. Gene Ontology annotation, biological process: ubiquitin-dependent protein catabolic process; protein polyubiquitination. The record is from RefSeq and is a predicted model, not a curated record. The transcript is spliced from 6 exons.
AGAACCCCCCCGCAGCCCGCACCGAGCUCCUGGCAGCCUGCAGAGCUAGCGCGCAGCGAUGGGCUCCCUGCUGAGCAGCGACAGCUCCAAGUCCGCGCCCGCCUCCGCCUCCCCGCGGCCCCUGGAGCGCAGCGGGGACCCGGAGCUUCCCAUCACCUCCUUCGACUGCUCGGUGUGCCUGGAGGUGCUACAUCAACCGGUUCGGACCCGCUGUGGCCACGUGUUCUGCCGAUCCUGUAUUGCAACCAGUAUAAAGAAUAAUAAAUGGACAUGUCCAUACUGCCGGGCAUACCUUCCUUCAGAGGGAGUUCCAGCAACUGACAUAGCCAAAAGAAUGAAAUCAGAAUACCAGAACUGUACUGAGUGUGGAACUCUGGUUUGCCUCAGUGACAUGAGGACGCACAUAAGGACUUGUGAGAAGUACAUCGAUAAAUAUGGGCCACUGCAAGAACUUGGCGAGACAACAACAAGAUGUGUAUGUCCAUUUUGUCAGAGGGAACUGGAUGAAGACUGCUUGCUGGAUCAUUGUAUUACCCACCACAGAUCAGAAAGGAGGCCUGUGUUCUGCCCACUUUGCCAUUUACUACCUAAUGAGAGCCCAAGCACCUUCAAUGGCAGUCUAAUUAGACACUUGCAAGUCAGCCACACUUUGUUCUAUGAUGAUUUCUUAGACUUUGAUAUAAUCGAGGAAGCCCUUAUCCGAAGAGUGUUAGACCGCUCACUUCUUGAAUAUGUGAACCACUCAAACACCACAUAAUUUUAUAAAUAGCAAGGGACCAUUCACUUAUACCAUUUAAGAUGCUGCUUGAAGGACUGGAGGGAAAUUGUCGAUGUUUGAUGGAGAAAACUGUACUACAGUGUUACACACUUGUCUUUGCUAUGUUGCAUUCAAAAACUGCUUUCAUUCCAGUUUAGAACUGCCUUUACAUUCUUGAGUUUCGUAGACAUUUAACCACAGGCAAUAGUCUCCAUAAGCUAUUAACAGAUGGAAGAGACAGAGGCUGAGUAUGUGGUGAAGGAGCUCCAUGUGCACAUUGGUGAUGCUGUGCAUAAUGCUACAUGUUCAUGACUAUCAUCAUGGUUAGGCAAGAUAACCAAUCUCUGUUCUGCACAAAAAGAUGGAGAAAGGAACAAAAUAUGGACAUUAAAGGAAAUCUGAAAUUUAUUCAAAUCUUCAUGCUCUAAUCUCCAAUAAAGGAAUGUAAAUAACCUCAUGUGAAAGGAGGAAAGGAAAGAACUUGAAAUCAACAAAAUCCAUUUUAACCAAAUUACAGUACCUAAUACGCUAAUGGAUUUUGUGUUUGGAAUGUAUGCUUAGUUGGGCAUGGUGGUGAAUGCCUGUAACCCAAGUAUUUGGGAGGUGGAAGGAUCAGAAAUGUAAGGCCAGCCUUGGCUAAUGAGACCAUAAAAAACAUUAAAAAACUGAAAAAAGAUUA